Messenger RNA from Leptosomus discolor (cuckoo roller), 2082 nucleotides. Lineage: Eukaryota; Metazoa; Chordata; Aves; Leptosomiformes; Leptosomidae. The record is from RefSeq and is a predicted model, not a curated record.
AUGCUGCCGGACGCCGCGGCGCUGCUGCUGGUGGUGGUGAUGGUGGUCAGCCUUCGCUCAGCAGCGGGAGGAGGCGCGGCAGGCUACGCCCAAGUGAAGUACAUGCAGCCCAUGGUAAAGGGACCCCUGGGACCCCCCUUCCGCGAAGGCAAAGGGCAGUACCUGGACAUGCCACCGCUGCUGCCGAUGGACCUCAAAGGGGAGCCAGGACCACCAGGGAAGCCUGGCCCACGUGGACCCCCCGGGCCCCCCGGCUACCCAGGAAAGCCGGGCACGGGGAAGCCGGGAAUGCACGGCCAGCCCGGGCCUGCUGGGCCCCCCGGCUUCUCGGGCAUCGGGAAACCCGGCAUCCCAGGACUCCCCGGAAAGGCGGGUAUGAAAGGGAUGCCAGGAGCCAAGGGCGAGCCCGGCAUGCGAGGAGAGCAAGGACCAAGAGGACUGCCUGGCCCCCCAGGGCUGCCGGGGCCAGCCGGCAUCUCAGUCAAUGGGAAGCCGGGCCCUCAGGGGGGCCCUGGCCUGCCUGGAUUUCGGGGCGAACCUGGCCCAAAAGGAGAGCCAGGUCCUCGCGGAGAGCGAGGGAUGAAGGGUGAAAAUGGCGUGGGGAAGCCAGGGUUACCGGGGCCCCGGGGAAACGGGGGCCCUCCUGGCCCCGCGGGGCCCCCAGGGCCUGUCGGCAUUGGAAAGGCCGGCCUCGACGGCCUGCCGGGCGCGCCGGGGGAGAAGGGCGACAUUGGCCCUCCGGGUGGGCCUGGCAUCAACGGGGAGCCUGGCCCCAUCGGGCCCCGCGGGCCCCCCGGCAUCGACGGGAUCGGUGUCCCAGGCGCCGCGGGGGUGCCGGGGAUACAGGGCCCCAUGGGACCGAAGGGAGAGCCUGGGAUCCGCGGCCUGCCUGGUUUGCCGGGUCCAACAGGCUACGGGAAGCCGGGCUUGCCCGGCAUAAAAGGAGACCGUGGGCAGCCCGGGGUGCCAGGCAUCAUUGGCGAUAAGGGGGAACCCGGCGUUGACGGGGAGCCUGGUGAGCCAGGACCUGCCGGCAUCAUUGGGCCACCAGGCCCACCAGGGUCCAUGGGCCUGCCAGGCAAGCAUGGGCUGCCUGGCUCCAAAGGGGACGUGGGGCCGAGUGGGCCCCCGGGAAUGCCGGGGAUGCGUGGCGACCAGGGCCCCAACGGCUUUGCGGGGAAGCCGGGGGUGCCAGGAGAAAGGGGCCUGCCUGGAUCACUGGGACCCCCUGGCCCAACGGGCCCCAAAGGAGAACCAGGGUUCAUUGGCCUCCCGGGGGUGCCAGGAUUAACGGGCGGCCCUGGGCCAAAAGGGGACGGUGGGAUCCCGGGGCAGCCAGGGCUGAGGGGCCCCUCUGGCAUCCCGGGCUUGCAAGGACCCGCGGGUCCCAUGGGGCCUCAGGGGUUACCAGGGCUGAAAGGUGAGCCUGGGCUCCCUGGGGUUCCCGGUGAGGGGAAGACAGGUGAGCCUGGCAUGGCUGGACCCAUCGGCCCCCCGGGAAUGCCGGGAACGCCAGGGCUGAAUGGGCCACCAGGCCCCCCACCCGGGCCACCAGGAGCGCCCGGGGUGUUUGACGAGACGGGCAUCGCUGGGCUGCACCUGCCAGAUGGCGGCGUGGAGGGGGCCGUGCUGGGGAACGGCAAGCCCGGGAAGCCGCAGUACGGCCGAGGCGAGCUCUCUGCCUGGAUCGCACCAGCCUUCACCGCCAUCCUCACCUCUCCCUUCCCGGCAUCAGGCAUGCCAGUCAAGUUUGACCGAACUUUGUAUAAUGGGCACAACGGCUACAACCCGGUCACCGGGAUAUUCACCUGCCCCGUAUCCGGCAUCUACUACUUUGCCUACCAUGUGCAUGUCAAAGGGACUAACGUUUGGGUGGCGCUUUAUAAGAACAACGUGCCCGCCACCUACACCUACGAUGAGUACAAAAAGGGCUACCUGGACCAGGCCUCGGGCAGUGCCGUGCUUGAACUCAAGGAGAACGACCAAGUCUGGGUACAAAUGCCCUCCGACCAGGCCAACGGGUUGUACUCCACGGAAUACAUCCACUCCUCCUUCUCCGGGUUCCUGCUUUGCCCCACAUAA